UAACUGAAUCUUCUAUAGUUCUGUCACAAAAACAUAGUAACAUAACACUACCUAGAAACUUAAGAUGACCAAGAAGGACUUAGUGUCCUUCAUGGGGAAAGUGAGAGGUUUCAGCCUUCGAUCUCUCGGUGGUUGCUUCGAUAGCUGCUGCGACCGGACUCAAGGCUAUGGAUUGGGGACAAGGAUAUGGAAUUUAAGUGACCGGCCGGUGGAGCUGCAAAUAAGGGUGGGAUCAAUAUUGAAGAAGGUUCACACUUUGAAGCCGGGUUCAUCAAAGAGGGUGGAAAGUAAGCGAAUAUAUAAGGCUUAUAUGCCGGGUAGGAGUGGCGGCAAUGGAGGUGGAUUGAAGAGCUUGCUCUAUUACUAUGAUGAAACUUCCCACCCUUAUAUUUGGAUUCAUGACAUAGGUGGUGAUUCCAUGAGGAUGGUUAAGCAGCAGUAUAUUAGCCUUGAGGAUUUGAGAGAAUCUUCUGAGAUCAGAGUCUUCAGGGAUCAGCAAAAGGGUUUCAUAUCGGUUCGAAAGCAAAACCGGCCAGAUUUCUGCUGAAUUUUCAUUGUAACUCUUCUUGUUUGUUUGUACAAGAGUUGAGUAUGUUGUGUAAGAAAUUGGCAUUUUAACUUCUUGCUCUUUUAGUUUCCUUUUGUUGUGUGUUAUUGAUUGGCAAAUGGCAAUAAUUGAUGAUUACUCAACAUGAAUGAGAAUUUGCAUUCAAGUGA
Messenger RNA from Arachis duranensis, 717 nucleotides. RefSeq lists its product as uncharacterized. The coding region runs from base 65 to 547 and encodes 160 amino acids. The transcript has a single exon. The record is from RefSeq and is a predicted model, not a curated record. Lineage: Eukaryota; Viridiplantae; Streptophyta; Magnoliopsida; Fabales; Fabaceae.